GUGCGGGCGACUCCCGCCCGGUGCCCGUGGGCAGCGGGGCUCCUUCUUCUUCCAGGAUAUAAGGCUUCUCCUCUCCCCUUUCCCUCUGUGCGGGGACUUUGGCCGUGCGGAGCCGCCGCCCUUCCCCGGAGCAGCAGGACUGGGAACUGCCUUCCCCGGACGUUGAUAAAACAAAUAUGUUUCCUCUCAUACAACGAUGCUGCUUCCACACAUCUUUCAGACUCCAGAAGUUAACGGGUCCCAGGCUGCUGCUCCAUGCAAAGAAUAAGACAACUUGGUCUUCCCUUGGCCUCUGGCUCCAGAGGGAUGUGUGUCCUCUCUCAAGACCUCCAAGCCUCAAACCAGCAUCAGUUUAUGCAACCCAGCUCCAGGCUUUUCACACCUCUCUCCCCGUCUCCAAGAAGAAAAAGCCUCCAGAAUCUGAGACAGAAUCCGAAAAAAGCAAGGAAUCUCUGAAGGACGUUCCCAAGCCGGCCCUUUACCUGAGCCUGGGGGGGCUGGUUCCCUUUGUGAUGGCACCACUGGCCAUGGUCAUCCAGGGCACCUACUACCCCGAGGUGGCCUUUGCUCAGGUCACAUACGGUGCUGUGACAGCCUCUUUCCUGGGGGGAAUGAGGUGGGGCUUUGCCCUUCCUGAAAACAGCCCGGCCAAGCCAGACUGGCUGAACCUGGCUAACGGUGUCGUUCCUCCUGUGCUUGCCUGGCAGGCCUUGCUCUUCAAGGAUGCCACCUUGGGAGCAGUGAUGCUGGUGAUGGCCUUGGGGAUAGCGCUGCAUUAUGACAUUGCCCUUCUUCCCCCUUACCCGAGAGGGUUUAAAAGACUGAGGGUGUGGGGAACAGUGGUGAUGGUGUUAUCCCUGUUGGCCACUGCAGCACUGAAGCUCAUUUUCGAGGUGCAGAGACUUGAAGGCAGAGAUAAAUGGCAGAACACAAAAUAAUAAAUCAAUAGGGAAAUGAUACUGUCUGCCAGUAAGAUAUUUGCAUGGAGUUCCAGGAGAAAUAAAGAACUGAUUUGUGCUUAGAAGUGAUGAUGGCAGGGAUCAAGAUGCUUAGUCUCCAAGCAAACUUGAUUUU
Molecule: messenger RNA, 1074 nt
Organism: Pseudopipra pipra
Lineage: Eukaryota; Metazoa; Chordata; Aves; Passeriformes; Pipridae
Gene: TMEM69
Product: transmembrane protein 69
Exons: 3
Coding region: 177-938 (253 amino acids)
Source: RefSeq, a predicted model, not a curated record